Fusarium mangiferae is the source of this 1896-nucleotide messenger RNA. RefSeq lists its product as uncharacterized. The record is from RefSeq and is a predicted model, not a curated record. The coding region runs from base 1 to 1896 and encodes 631 amino acids. The transcript has a single exon. NCBI's taxonomy places the organism in Eukaryota, Fungi, Ascomycota, Sordariomycetes, Hypocreales, Nectriaceae.
AUGAGAUACAACAACUUCAUCAAGCCAAGCCUACCAAAUAAUGAUAGGUGCCUUUAUUAUGAUAGUCCUCUUUCGAAAUGGCAACUUGGCUCCCUAGAUCCACUCUCGCCAAUAUAUGCAAGGUCUCGAAGUGAGCGAGCCAGAGCACCAACACCCAUUGAGCAUAACGGCCAUGUAUAUGACCUGGUUGGUGUGAACUCUCACCAACAACUCAUUUUACGAGAUCAAUGUGCUUUACACUUGGACAUUCGCAUCGAAUGUUUCGCUGGACGUGCCGCCAUCUUGGACGGCGUGACGUGGCAAGUCGAUUACCUUGAGGCUAUUCCCGAUCCCCUUGACUUCACCAAACCUCCCCGGCGUGUCCUUCAUCUCAAGCGGUGGACGGGAAAGGGUCAGAUUCAGAAAGCCAUUGAUGAACCAGACAAUCUUCGGGCAAUCUUUCCAGGCUCAAGAGGGAAACAUACGUUGGGCCCGAUUAAGCAUGGCAUUGUACGCAUGAUCCCAACCGCAUCCCGACAGCGAAUUCACAAGCCAUUGCUUGCUGGGACAACUUUCGAAGCUCGGUUACGAGGUCGUGAGCUUUAUGGCCCGUUCCAGAUCGAGGUUAAGAAAGAAGGCCAACUGGUAGCCAAGCACGCUCUAGACGGAUUGUGUCUUAUUAAAUUCGCCAUUGAGCCCCAUGAGAUCGCGCCGUCAUAUGUGAGGGUCAAUUGUCCCGACUUUGGUGGUUGCUUCGACAUUGAUGCUUUUCUUUACUGCGAGGAUAAGCUUCGAUGUCGGGCAACCAGUGUUAAAGCUAUCAAAGCGAUGAGAUUGCCCACAAGCGAUCGUGAUCUCAUGUUUGGUACGCUACCACGAGGCCCAGUACCGCUUCUCACAAAUGGCCUGGAUCACCUUGUCGUCUUUGAGAAGUUUAUCCGAGAGUGCACAGUCCCUUGUCCAAAGACCCCUCGGCAACGGCGAUUGACAAUAUUGAAUCUCUCAAUGUGCGAUCAAGGCGAUGCCAAGAUUGUAGUCGACGCGCUGGUUGAAUUUCGAAAGUACAAUCCAGAUGCGAUCAUGUCUAUCGUGGUUUCAAAAUUGGGGCCUACGAUUUAUCAGGAUACGCCAGCUUGCAGGGAGUAUGUCAGGCUUCUUGAGUGCAAUCGAAUUCACAUCGAUAUGUUCACUGGCGUUGAUGGUCCAACGCGCCAAGUCGUGCACGCCAAAGCGAUAGUCAUCGACGACAGGACACUCUUCAGCACCGGAGCCAUCGUAGAUACCAAGCCAAUUGACAAGGCCGACUUUUCCAUCGAGCUUCCGCCCACGGCAGCAAAAGCUUUUCAGAUCUACAUGCAAGAAGCCAUCCUCGGUGGCGUGAGCAAUGAACGUCGGGCUCAUCUUGGAUCACAGCUCGCUAGUCUGGGCGUUAUAAUAAACGACCCCAUCGCGAGUCUGACCUACAUUAGUCGCGCGCAACAUACACUACUGCGCGGUGCUCGUCGCGAUCUUCUCGUGAGCGUUUCAGAACUUGUUGAUCCAAAAAUCACGAAACUCUUGGUGAGACGCGCAGCCAACGGCGUGAUGGUAACGAUACAAGUCCGUGAAAUAGACGCGGCGUCAUCAAGAAUUCUUGCCCAAGCGAUGCGGCGCUACGGCAAGCGGCUGACGGUGGAAGAUGUCGGCUGGUGGGAGCCGCGACCGCACUAUAACGCGAUCAUCGCAGACGAUAGUCUCGCGUAUCUGGGGACGUCAUACUUCUGGCCAACACAAAGAAACAUGAUUCACCAAGGUCGAUCGCUUGAAAAUGGGGUUUUGCUUGAAGGAGAGGCUGUCAAGGUUUUGAGGAAGCAAUUGGAUGAAUUGCGCGAUCGUGCGUAUACUAGUAGUGACAAAAGUGACAGUGAUAUAGCGUAG